AGUAAUGUUGUGAUUAUAUUGACAUCUUCUUAUUGUGUUUUAAAUUUCUUGAAUGUUUUAAACUGAACUGUGAAAAAUUACUUGUUAUAUAGAUUUCAGGAACCCAUUGUUAGAUACAAAAAUAGAAAAUUAACAGAAUGCUUCCAAAUAAAAUACUUCGACUAUACAAUUUUCGUACGAUUAUAAUUUGCACAAGGAGCUUUUCCGUGACACAAUUAAAAUUUUUGAGAGUAACGCAUUCGUUGAAAGACACUCAAAGAUGCGGCGGCUCCGGAUCGGAAGAAAACUUUCAAGUGUGUACCAUAUCCGAUUGCAUGGUGGAUCCAUGCAAACCUGAACCUUCAGUAGUAAUAGUAGGGGCUGGUGUUGCUGGUUUAUCCGCUGCCCAUCGACUUCAGCAAUGCGGAAUUACAAACUUUACCAUUUUGGAAGCUACCGAUAGACCGGGUGGUCGAAUUCAUUCCUGUUGGCUGGGUGAUGUUAUAGCAGAAAUGGGUGCACAGUAUAUUGAAGGGGGUUGUAUGGCAAAUCCGAUUUACAAUUUAGCUGCUCAGGAAGGACUUUUGCAACCUCCUCUUGAACGUCCUGAUCCCCUGAAGGGUCUGUUCUGCACAAGUGACGGCAGGGCAGUUGACGUUCAUAUUGCAACGUCCGCAUAUCAUGUUUUUCGUAAAAUCGAAAGCGAAGCAGCGGCACUCUUUAGCAUGACAGGCGUUGGAAAACAGCAUGGAUCGCUGAUGAAUUUCAUGACCCUACGAAUACAGCAAGAACUUUUAAGAUUUCCAGAAGAAGAAAGGUAUGAUGUUUCAAGAGUAAUGUUUGGGUUAUUGACGAAUAUUCGAUCCAGAGUGGGAGAAAGUUUAUGCCAAGUGAGCGCCGACAACUACGGGAGCUACGUGGGAAUUCCCGGAGGAAAGCUACGUGUUCCACUGGGUUUCGUUGGAGUAUUGUCACCGUUGCUCCGAGACCUUCCAGAAUGCGCGAUCAAAUACAACAAACCAGUAGGGUCGAUCAGAUGGGGUACCAUAAGCAACAAAUCGGGUGGUCCAAGAGCUGUCGUGAUGUGUUGUGAUGGCGAUCAGUAUCACGCCGACUACGUCAUCAUUACAGUGUCGCUUGGUGUUCUAAAGCAACACGCGGAUAAAUUGUUUUGUCCUCCGUUAUCGGCAGAAAAAAUGGAAGCCAUUCAUAAUUUAGGAUUCGGACAUGUCGACAAAAUCUUUUUAGACUAUUGCAGACCGUUUUGGGUUUGGAACGAAGGGGGGGUCAAGUUUGCCUGGUCACCUGAUGAACAACAAUCAAGACAAGACUGGACCAAAGGACUUAGUUCAGUUGAAGAAGUGGAAAAUAGCAAACAUGUACUGUGCGCGUACGUUUCCGGACCGGAAGCUUUAGAAAUGGAAAGGGCUUCCGAUGAAGAAGUUGCCGAAGGAGUAACUCGUGUUCUGAGGCAGUUCACUGGAGACGCUUCUUUACCAUUUCCUAGUACCAUUCUACGAUCAAAAUGGAGCUGUGACCCUUACUUUUGUGGAGCAGUUAGUUACAUGAGCUUGACCUCCUGUGUUGGUCAUCAGUGUGAUUUGUCGACUCCUCUUCCCGGCCCUUGUGAACCUGUACCUCCUAUUUUGUUGUUUGCUGGGGAGGCUACCUGUACGGGGCACUUUUCGACAGUACACGGGGCUAGAUUAAGCGGAAUUAGGGAAGCCGAGCGUAUUUUGAAAUUGACAAGGGAGUAUGGCGGUCCGCCGAAAUCUCAAAGAUGCGGCGGCUCCGGAUCGGAAGAAAACUUUCAAGUGUGUACCAUAUCCGAUUGCAUGGUGGAUCCAUGCAAACCUGAACCUUCAGUAGUAAUAGUAGGGGCUGGUGUUGCUGGUUUAUCUGCUGCCCAUCGACUUCAGCAAUGCGGAAUUACAAACUUUACCAUUUUGGAAGCUACCGAUAGACCGGGUGGUCGAAUUCAUUCCUGUUGGCUGGGUGAUGUUAUAGCAGAAAUGGGUGCACAGUAUAUUGAAGGGGGUUGUAUGGCAAAUCCGAUUUACAAUUUAGCUGCUCAGGAAGGACUUUUGCAACCUCCUCUUGAACGUCCUGAUCCCCUGAAGGGUCUGUUCUGCACAAGUGACGGCAGGGCAGUUGACGUUCAUAUUGCAACGUCCGCAUAUCAUGUUUUUCGUAAAAUCGAAAGCGAAGCAGCGGCACUCUUUAGCAUGACAGGCGUUGGAAAACAGCAUGGAUCGCUGAUGAAUUUCAUGACCCUACGAAUACAGCAAGAACUUUUAAGAUUUCCAGAAGAAGAAAGGUAUGAUGUUUCAAGAGUAAUGUUUGGGUUAUUGACGAAUAUUCGAUCCAGAGUGGGAGAAAGUUUAUGCCAAGUGAGCGCCGACAACUACGGGAGCUACGUGGGAAUUCCCGGAGGAAAGCUACGUGUUCCACUGGGUUUCGUUGGAGUAUUGUCACCGUUGCUCCGAGACCUUCCAGAAUGCGCGAUCAAAUACAACAAACCAGUAGGGUCGAUCAGAUGGGGUACCAUAAGCAACAAAUCGGGUGGUCCAAGAGCUGUCGUGAUGUGUUGUGAUGGCGAUCAGUAUCACGCCGACUACGUCAUCAUUACAGUGUCGCUUGGUGUUCUAAAGCAACACGCGGAUAAAUUGUUUUGUCCUCCGUUAUCGGCAGAAAAAAUGGAAGCCAUUCAUAAUUUAGGAUUCGGACAUGUCGACAAAAUCUUUUUAGACUAUUGCAGACCGUUUUGGGUUUGGAACGAAGGGGGGGUCAAGUUUGCCUGGUCACCUGAUGAACAACAAUCAAGACAAGACUGGACCAAAGGACUUAGUUCAGUUGAAGAAGUGGAAAAUAGCAAACAUGUACUGUGCGCGUACGUUUCCGGACCGGAAGCUUUAGAAAUGGAAAGGGCUUCCGAUGAAGAAGUUGCCGAAGGAGUAACUCGUGUUCUGAGGCAGUUCACUGGAGACGCUUCUUUACCAUUUCCUAGUACCAUUCUACGAUCAAAAUGGAGCUGUGACCCUUACUUUUGUGGAGCAGUUAGUUACAUGAGCUUGACCUCCUGUGUUGGUCAUCAGUGUGAUUUGUCGACUCCUCUUCCCGGCCCUUGUGAACCUGUACCUCCUAUUUUGUUGUUUGCUGGGGAGGCUACCUGUACGGGGCACUUUUCGACAGUACACGGGGCUAGAUUAAGCGGAAUUAGGGAAGCCGAGCGUAUUUUGAAAUUGACAAGGGAGUAUGGCGGUCCGCCGAAAUGCUGAAUUUAAUUUACAGUUACAUUACAGGCACAUUUCGAUCAGCAAAAUAAUAUUACCGUCAGUAAUAGUUUAAACUCUAUACUGUAAUAUGAUUUAUUCGUGUAUUUUUUUUAGUUUACCUACCUGAUAUGUCACAAAUAAAAUUAUUGUUAUGUAUCGAGUUU
Agrilus planipennis (emerald ash borer) is the source of this 3418-nucleotide messenger RNA. RefSeq names its product lysine-specific histone demethylase 1 homolog 1. Bases 138 to 3257 code for a protein of 1039 amino acids. The transcript has 7 exons. The record is from RefSeq and is a predicted model, not a curated record. Gene Ontology annotation, molecular function: polyamine oxidase activity. Lineage: Eukaryota; Metazoa; Arthropoda; Insecta; Coleoptera; Buprestidae.